CCCACGUAUGCAAUCUUAUCCUCAUUUUCAUAUGUCUUUACAUUAAAUACUUCAACCCCAACACCCACUCCUUUAUCAUCAAAAGCAUUUCUAUUCUCUUUUAUCAAAGCUAAUAAUAUCAUCAACAAUGGCAACUUCAUUUUCUUGUUUCUGUUCUGCUUCACUUCAAUCAUCUGUUAAUCGGGUAAAUCCCGACUUGACCCGAAAAAACCCAACUUCCGGGUCAUCCUGGUGGACCCCACUUUUUGGUUGGUCCUCUGAACCGGACUAUAUCGUUGAUUCCGGUUCUAGCAGUAUUAUCAAAACCGGGCCGAUCAGGGAGGUUUCGGGUCUAAAAUCGGAUCUAGAAACGGGUCAUAGCAGAUCCAAGUUCCAGCCUGGAUGUUUCACGGAAGAGAAGGCAAAAGAGCUAAGGAGAAAGACGAUGCAGAGCUCUAAUUUCCAUGAUAUCAUGUACCAUUCUGCAAUUGCAUCUCGUCUUGCGUCAGAUGUUUCCGGUCGGUGACAAAAUCGCCGCAGAUUUGUUGGUGUUCUUUUUUGCUGCCAAAGUAAUCUGCCGACUUGAAAAUGUUUUUUUUUUCUUUUCUAGUUUUUAUGAAAUAAAGAUUUGACGACUUGAAAAUGUAUGGAAUGUUAGUUAUUAUUGGCAAAAAAAUUCCUUAGA
Molecule: messenger RNA, 664 nt
Organism: Solanum dulcamara
Lineage: Eukaryota; Viridiplantae; Streptophyta; Magnoliopsida; Solanales; Solanaceae
Exons: 1
Coding region: 128-505 (125 amino acids)
Source: RefSeq, a predicted model, not a curated record